GUUCAUUACUCGUACUCAAUUGAUGAUGUUGAAUCGCUACCUGAACCACCAUCGUAUGAAGUGGCCAUCAGCAGAUUACGGCAAUUUGAAAAACCACGGGAAUCGAUACGCGACUUUGUGAUACGCCAAAAUGUUAAUGAAGCGUUGAAUCGGAAACUUCGAAGUCGAUCCUCGUCAUUACCACGUUUGCAAACCGCCGAAAUGAAUGAGCUACCAUACCGAUCUCCACCGAGAACUCUCAACUAUCAGAUGGAUCAAAUGCGUAAUCUGGCCAUCGGGAGUCUAGACAAUCUCAAUAACACAUUACGAAGGCGUCGUCUACCCGUGGCACCGCUUCUUGGCUCAUUGACCAAAAUCCCUGGGUCAGUAGUAUUGACUUACUUUAGUAGUUUUUUCCGAUUCUCAUUACUGCUUCUGCUAACUGGUAGGUUAACCAGUACGAUGUUUAGACGAGAGAUGCCUCCAGUUCGAGCUGUACUCGUGGCGUUGGAUCAAUGUGGGUUCCGAACGGUUGUAGUGGAGAAGACACAGCCAGGACCUUUCGGAUUCUACAUUGCAACAGGAAUAAUGAACGGACAGAGAGGAAUUUUUAUCUCUCGAGUGUCGAUCGCUUCGUUGUCCCCCAUGCUAAGCGUGGGCGAUGAAAUCCUCUACGUUGAUGAUCAGCUUGUCAAAGGGAGGAGUUUGGAGACUGUACAAGCACUGAUUGCUGGCAAAACUAAAGUGCUAAUCGUCCUGCAUCCAGCUAUUGGCAAAUACAUUUAUUGA
Molecule: messenger RNA, 768 nt
Organism: Haemonchus placei
Lineage: Eukaryota; Metazoa; Nematoda; Chromadorea; Rhabditida; Trichostrongylidae
Source: the annotation of a GenBank genome assembly